Molecule: messenger RNA, 714 nt
Organism: Clavispora lusitaniae ATCC 42720
Lineage: Eukaryota; Fungi; Ascomycota; Pichiomycetes; Serinales; Metschnikowiaceae
Molecular function (GO): oxidoreductase activity
Source: RefSeq, a predicted model, not a curated record
AUGUUCCGUUACGUGCCUAAAAGAUUGGGCAGCUAUGCCCCCAUGAAAAUGUCCACCAGAACCAGCAUAAUCUCUGUCCACAGAGACACUAAAGAGGACAACCAACAGAUGCCUUUUGAGUUCACGGCCGAGAACUUGAAGAGGGCCAAGGAGAUCAUUGCCAAGUAUCCACCUCAGUACAAAAAGGGCGCAUGCAUGCCGUUGUUGGACUUGGGCCAGCGCCAGAUUGGUUUCACCUCGAUUUCUGUCAUGAACUACGUUGCCAAGAUGUUGGACAUGCCUCCAAUGAGAGUGUACGAAGUGGCCACUUUCUACACCAUGUACAUGAGACACCCUAUGGGCAAGUACAAUAUCCAAGUCUGCACCACCACGCCCUGUCAAUUGUGUGGCUCUGAUGAAAUCAUGAAGGCAGUCACUGACUUUUUGAAGAUUAAGCCGGGCCAGACCACUCCAGACAAGUUGUUCACUCUUCAAGAGGUGGAGUGCUUGGGUGCGUGUGUCAAUGCUCCAAUGCUCGCUGUCGGUGACGACUACCAUGAAGACUUGACCCCAGAAAAGACCGUCGAGCUCUUGCAAAAGUUGAAGGACGGCAAGCCCGUGGAAAAGGCCGGGCCUGUUUCGGGCAGACACUCUUGCGAGCCUUUGAGCGGAAGAAAGGUGUUGAAGGCCGCAGAGCCAACCGACAUCCGCAAGUUCACCAGAGCGGACUUGUAG